AUGAAUCUCCUUCGAACGACGAUGAUCUCUGGCACUGGUGGAUAUAUCACACGACGGCUACAUGUGCCCCAAGAAGUCUGGUCCCAGGGUGGUGCAAAGCUAGGGAACCUAAUGGAAAAAGUCCGCGUCGUAGAUAUCUUGUGUACGGCUUUGGAAGAUCUCCAAGGCUUCAGCUCAGAAUGUUUUGGUGCCGGUAAUGUCAGCAGCGGAAUGGCACUUGGCAUUGGUAGCGUUGGACGAAAAGAGGGGGAGGCGUGGAUUGCAAAGUUGGAGGACUUUUCGACUGUGUGUGAUGGCGUUGUGGCGAACUUUGGGAAAAAGUUGGGGGUUGGGGAAGGGUUCGUCAUCAAGAAGACGACGUGGGGAGACAAGCUUGGUCGAAGGUUUGAUAAGCUCACCAACGGGAAAAACCUUGAUUCACCUGCAGCCUAUGUUCAGGGUCUUAAGAGACUGUUCUUGCAUGCACAGCUCCUGGAUGAACACACGCAAGCUAUCACUUCCACACCAGUGGCCCCUGCCUAUGGCGCUCUCCCUUCAGAAAUCCGCUCAGCAGCCGACAUCAAACUGAAACGCUCGUCAGAGUUUUUUGCUAGCGUGGUUCUCACCUUCGUUAUCCGCGAUCUGUCAAUGCUACUUGACAAGUAUGCGAAGAAGUGCGAAAAAUGGCUUGCCGAGUAA
Molecule: messenger RNA, 678 nt
Organism: Lentinula edodes (shiitake mushroom)
Lineage: Eukaryota; Fungi; Basidiomycota; Agaricomycetes; Agaricales; Omphalotaceae
Exons: 2
Coding region: 1-678 (225 amino acids)
Source: RefSeq, a predicted model, not a curated record